Molecule: messenger RNA, 1380 nt
Organism: Nymphaea colorata (pocket water lily)
Lineage: Eukaryota; Viridiplantae; Streptophyta; Magnoliopsida; Nymphaeales; Nymphaeaceae
Exons: 9
Coding region: 242-1096 (284 amino acids)
Biological process (GO): ribosomal small subunit assembly; rRNA processing
Cellular component (GO): CURI complex; UTP-C complex
Source: RefSeq, a predicted model, not a curated record
UGAAAGUUUUUCACAAACUUAAAACCCUCGUUCUUCCUCUCUCUCCUUUUCUUUCGAUUUUUCCCAUUUCUCAUGUCCUUGCUCUUCUUCAGACCACCGUCUUCCGAGCACCGGCGACACAAUAGAGAGCCGGCGACUGACGACUCUCUUUUGGAGGUUAGCAGGUGAGAGUUCCUGGAGGCUGCAUGGGUAGUUUUUGACAGCUAUAAUCUACGCACAUCAUUGAGGCCUAGUUCCUGUUAUGGUAAAAGUGGCUAUGGAAGGCCUUAAAAAAUCAAAGGAUCGUCUAAAGUUGAAGAAGAAAAAGAAAUCACGGAUAAGUAGUCGCAUAGAAGAAGAACAACAACAACAACAGAAAGAAGAGCUGAUGUCUGAGGGAGUGGAGACAGAUGAAGGUAACGACUCCAUGUUGACAAUGAAGAAGAAGAAGAAAAGAAAGUUGAAGGACAAAAGCCUUGUUGAGAAGAAAGUGAAGAAGUCAAAGAAAGGAGAAGGGAUUAAAAUGAAGAAUGACACAAAGAAUGAUGGGGUGCUACAGGAGGAAGUUGAUGAUAAAAAUCCUAAGGUGAAGAAAUCCGGCAAAAUGGCAAAAAGGAAAAUUUCUCAAGUAUUGAGAGAAAGUGCAGAUGCAGAGACAGAUGAAGCAAAUGAGGUUUAUGAAAUCCCUUCAGUAGAUGAUGACUGCUCCAAAGGCAUGAAAAAGUGGGUCACUGAAUACCAUCAACGUAGACCCGGGUUGGAGAUUUUGCAACAGGAAAUUGAUGACUUUAUAGUUGCCUAUGAAACAAGGAAGGAAAAGGAAAGGAAAGAGAGGGAAGCACUUGCUGCAGAUGGCGGAUGGACUGUUGUUACACACCAUAAAGGUAGAAAAAAAACAAUGGAUGCUGAAAGUGGAAUCGCUGUGGGAUCUAUUGCGGAGGCAGUUGUUUUGGAAAAAAUUGCCAAAAAGAAAAACAAAGAACCAGCUAAAGAUUUUUACAGAUUCCAAAGACGUGAAGCCCAGAGAAAUGAGGUUAUGAUGCUGCAGAGCAAGUUCGAGCAGGAUAAGAAAAGGAUUCAACAAUUGAAGGCAGCAAGAAAGUUCCGUCCUUUCUGACCAAUCAAUGGAAAAAAAAAAAAGAAAAAUCAAUUUUGACACAGUUGGGGUUGCCAUCUGCAGUUUCGUUUGAAGAAUGCUGCAGAGAAUAGUUAGCAGUUGUUGUCCAACUUACAUUCCUUUUUAAUAGAAUGCAAGCUUGGGUAAAAAUAUCCACUUUUUUUUUUCCUGCUUUAUCUUUUAGUCUGAGGCGUCAGUAUGCAGCAGAUGAUAGGCAGUAGCACCAUAAUUGUGGAAACUAGUGAUAUUUAUCUCUUAUAUUGCCGAAGGGAUAAUGUUUAUUA